This is a messenger RNA of Ceraceosorus guamensis, 1003 nucleotides long. RefSeq lists its product as hypothetical. Bases 260 to 904 code for a protein of 214 amino acids. The record is from RefSeq and is a predicted model, not a curated record. Lineage: Eukaryota; Fungi; Basidiomycota; Exobasidiomycetes; Ceraceosorales; Ceraceosoraceae. The transcript has a single exon.
CAGCAACAUGUGCCUAGCUUCAGUCUUGAGCUAUGACUCAGCGAAGCAGGUCGAUCUCGUGCCGCACAAAGCGCUCCGAACGACUCAACCGUGAAUUUCCUGCUGACGCUAUAUAUGCUUCUUCAGGUGCCUCGCGACUUGCAUCAGCUAGCAAAGGGCAUCUUAUCAUGCAGGUCGCAUUAGAACCACGAUGGCGCGGGACUGGAUGAAGGAGCACCGCGUACCUUUAGGGUAACUCACUCACGACUCGUGACUAUCGAUGCACGUAUUCAUGACCCAAGAUCAUGGAGCUCAACGGAGACCACAUCGCUCCACGUGCAUCUGCGAAAGCGCGAUCUUGAGUCAAAGUUGUGCUAACAGCGGAGGGGGCCGUAUUGGGACAUUGGACAGCAUACAAUCUAUCUGCAGGCGUACAGCGGAGGAACAGCUAGGCAAGACGGUGCUUGGUCGAUGCCGCACUCAAACCUUGGCGAGUCGGGACCUGCAGCGAAUCGCACCCUGUGUCAGACAGAGCCAGGGUGGACGCCCGCGGCGCGCGCGGACCCUUCCGUUCCGUCUCACUCACGCGACUGGCAGCCGCCCAUGCAUGCACCAUCAAGCAUCAUCGCAGCCUCAUCAGCCUCUUCGUAUGAGCUCCUCAUCACACAUUACUCAACUGACGCAGAGCAGGCAUGCAGCUGCGGAAAGGAAGCGCUGGCGGCAUUUACUCUGCCAAAGCAUUGAGCGUACUCACGACUUGACACCAUCCUCUAGUUUAAACAAGGCUGCUCCUCCAAGGACUCGAUGUAUAGACCCGAGCCACAUCAGCGCGUCUCAGGCCAUCACACCUCCGGGAUGGCGAGGACGAAGCGCUGAUAGGCUCGCUCAUGUCCGCGUCACUGCAGCUGCAAUCAAGAAUUCGUGAGUCACGGUCAUUUUGAGUGAGAGCACUUCAUCAACCAAGACCAGCACCUUGUCGCGCAGGAGUCAGGAGUCAAAAUUUUGCUUUCGACUACCCUGGCUC